CUGUCAAUUGUAAACAAAUUUGCGGCACGUUUACUGGUUUGUAGUGAAUUUUUGAAGCGCGUAAUCUAUUUCUGUUUUAAUUAGUUGUAUAUAAUAAAUUUUAUUAAUUAUGGAAGAUUCAGAACCUUUUUACGAUUUUUGUGUACCGUAUAAUAAAGAUGAGACUGCAUUUCGUGAAACCUUAAAAGAGUUGUUUGAAUUGGGAUACAAAACAAUUGCAAUAGAAGAAAUUUUUACACAUGGUAAAAAAGUGGGAGUUAAACUACCGCGUGAUAUGUUUCCGAAGCCAGUUAAUAUUGAGCAUUUGCGAGAUGAAUACAAAACCAAAAUGAAAAUUCUACAACGGAUAACAAUUAUUUACUCAGAAUCGUCUGUUGCACAUGCUAUGUCAAUUUCUUCAAAUAUAAAAAUGUACGACAUAAUUGCGGGACAGCCCAAAACAGAUGCAGCUUUAACUCAUUGCUGUGCAAAUUUCACCGGUGAAUUAAUAACUUUCGAUAUUGAAAAUGGUGCAAAAUUAUUGGUAAACCACAAAUCUUAUUCCAUUGCUUGUAACCGUGGCAAAUUCUUCGAACUUAAAUAUGCGCCCGCCAUCAGAGAUUCUAAUGUACGCAAAGAUCUUAUAAAAAUUGCACAUAAUUAUCGUUUACGCGAUAAGCCCAAAAAUGUCAUAAUUAGUAGUGGAGCGAAUAAUGCUUUUGAAGUUCGGUCACCUUAUGAUAUAGCCAAUUUAUCUUUAAUAUUUGGAUUUUCUGAAGAUCAGGGAAAGUGUGCAAUUAAUAGAUAUGGCCGGCAAUUGUUUUUAAAAGCUUGUGCUCGACGUAUUGGAAAAACAUUUAUGUACAUUAAAGGCUCUGGACCAGUUGUAUUUUCAAUAUAUGGAGAGGAUGAUGCAAUUAGUGACGAAGAAGAUAUGGAAGCUGAAGAAGGUGCAGAUAGCGACGAAAGUGAUAUGGAAGCUGAAGAAGGAAGUAUAGCUGAUACUGAAGAAAAAACAAAUGACGAAUUGUUAGAGCAACCCUCUAAAAAGUUAAAAACUGCAUGAUUAUUACAUGUAUUGAAACUAUAGAAUAAAAAGUUUAUUA
Molecule: messenger RNA, 1085 nt
Organism: Teleopsis dalmanni
Lineage: Eukaryota; Metazoa; Arthropoda; Insecta; Diptera; Diopsidae
Gene: Rpp30
Product: ribonuclease P protein subunit p30
Exons: 6
Coding region: 110-1045 (311 amino acids)
Biological process (GO): tRNA processing
Cellular component (GO): nucleolar ribonuclease P complex
Molecular function (GO): RNA binding
Source: RefSeq, a predicted model, not a curated record